AGCUACCAUGCCUGGCGAUCUUUCUUUUACUGCUCACGGAGAGAGUUGGAUUUACCCAACUGUUUUUUUGUUCCAUGACCACUUCUAGGCCAGAGGAGGAGGAAGGGUACUGAAGAAUGUUUCCACUAAGACAACGCAGAAGUAGACAGUGGGUCCUCAAAGGAAAUAGUGUUAUUGUCACAAAAGAAGAGGGAAGAGAUGCCAUGUGGGCAAAAACAUAUUCUACAGGUGGUAAUAUAGUUAACAAUGGAAAUGAAAAAAUUAUUUGGAUUCAAGAGUCCUCUUUCCCUCACCUUCACUUGCAGAUGGGUUCCUUGGAUAUCACCCAGAGUAUUGAAGAUGACCCACUUCUGGAUGCCCAGCUUCUCCCACAUCACUCACUACAAGCUCACUUUAGACCCCAGUUCCAUCCUCUUCCUACAGUCAUCAUAGUGAAUCUUCUGUGGUUUAUUCAUCUUGUGUUUGUUGUUUUAGCAUUUUUGACAGGUGUGCUUUGUUCUUACCCUAAUCCACAUGAGGACAAAUGCCCAGGAAAUUACACAAACCCACUGAAAGUUCAGACGGUCAUAAUCCUUGGGAAAGUUAUUUUGUGGAUUCUCCAUUUACUCCUUGAAUGCUACAUCCAGUACCACCACAGCAAAGUCAGAAACCGAGGCUAUAACUUGAUCUACCGAUCGACAAGGCAUCUCAAGAGACUUGCGCUGAUGAUACACUCCUCGGGCAACACAGUGCUUCUCCUCAUACUGUGCAUGCAGCACUCCUUCCCGGAGCCCGGAAGAUUGUAUCUUGACCUCAUUCUGGCCCUCCUGGCCCUGGAACUCAUCUGUUCCCUUAUGUGUCUCCUCAUUUACACAGUGAAAAUCCGGAAAUUUAAUAAAGCUAAACCAGAGCCUGAUAUACUUGAAGAAGAAAAAAUCUAUGCUUACCCCAGCAAUAUUACCUCAGAGACUGGAUUCAGGACUAUUUCAAGCCUAGAAGAAAUUGUUGAAAUGCAAGGAGACAUCAUUGAAUACCUGAAGCGCCACAAUGCGCUGCUGAGUAAGCGAUUGUUGGCUCUCUCUUCCUCGGACCUGGGCUGUCAGCCAAGUAGAACAUAAAAGGCUCACCCUCAUGACAGCAAUUGCAGAGAAACCCAGAGUAAUUCAAACUAACUGACUACUGGACAAGCUGCCACAGGGAACUGCAGCAUUUGCUGAAUAGCAUUUUAUACUGUUCGUUGGAAACCUGAAUUUGGUUCUGACUUCUGUGGCCGUUUAAAAUAUAGGACUUGACUGGGCAUGGUGGCUCAUGCCUAUAAUCCCAGCAGUGUGGGAGACCAAGGCAGGUGGAUCACCUGAGGUCAAGAGUUCGAGACAACCUGAGCAGCAUGGAAAACCUUAUGUCUGCUAAAAAUACAAAAUUAGACUGGACAUGGUGGCACAUG
Molecule: messenger RNA, 1423 nt
Organism: Saimiri boliviensis boliviensis (Bolivian squirrel monkey)
Lineage: Eukaryota; Metazoa; Chordata; Mammalia; Primates; Cebidae
Gene: TMEM192
Product: transmembrane protein 192
Cellular component (GO): late endosome; lysosomal membrane
Source: RefSeq, a predicted model, not a curated record